Sabethes cyaneus is the source of this 1837-nucleotide messenger RNA. Its product is annotated as protein decapentaplegic-like. Bases 1 to 876 code for a protein of 291 amino acids. Gene Ontology annotation, molecular function: cytokine activity; growth factor activity. Lineage: Eukaryota; Metazoa; Arthropoda; Insecta; Diptera; Culicidae. Gene Ontology annotation, biological process: BMP signaling pathway; SMAD protein signal transduction. The record is from RefSeq and is a predicted model, not a curated record. The transcript is spliced from 2 exons. Gene Ontology annotation, cellular component: extracellular region.
AUGCAAAAACACAAACGAUCACAAAGCCAUAUAGACGAUCGUUUCAAGCAUCACCACCGCUUCCGGUUGGUGUUCAACGUGACGGACAUCCCGCUGGGUGAAAAGCUGCGGGCGGCGGAACUCACACUGAACCGAGACGCCAUCGACGAUCAGCGAUACCGGAGCGUGCAGCAUCAGGUGCUGGUGUACGACAUCGUGCGGCCUGGCAUCAAGGGCAAGCGGGCCCCCACCUAUUUGCUGAUCGACAGCAAAACGGUCAAAAUCAACGAAACCGGUCCCGUCAGUGUGGAUGUGCUGCCAGCUGUUGACCGGUGGCUGCGACAUCCGAAACAAAACCAUGGACUCUUCAUUCAGGUUAUCAGCAAAAGCAAACGGAAGCCUCAAGCUGUACCGCAGCACGAGCAUGUCCGGUUGCGGCGGAGUACCGACGAAAGCCACGACAAAUGGGCGAAGAAACAGCCGCUGCUGUUCACGUACACCGAUGACGGACGCCACAAACAGCAGCGUUCGAUCCGGGAAGCAGACCGUUACCGACGCAAUCGGCGAAGGAAGAACGGUAACGAAGCCUGUCAGCGGCGGCCACUUUACGUAGACUUCAGUGAGGUUGGCUGGAGUGACUGGAUUGUAGCUCCACCGGGAUAUGAAGCCUUCGUAUGCGAAGGUGAAUGCCAGUUCCCGAUUGCCGAUCAUCUGAACACGACGAAUCACGCGAUCGUUCAAACGCUGGUCAACUCAAUCAGUCCCAGCCUGGCACCGAAGGCCUGCUGCGUCCCCACUCAGCUGUCCUCCAUCUCGAUGCUGUAUCUGAACGAGCAGAACAAAGUGGUCCUGAAGAACUAUCAGGAUAUGACCGCAGUCGGAUGUGGUUGUCGUUAAACAGAGCCGCUUGUAAAUUGCGUGAAAUUGUAUUAUACUGAGCUGAGCGGGUAUCCUCUUAAAGAAGAUAUCGGCAAAUCGACCGGGUCGUAGGUUAUAGAAUGUACUAUGAAACGAAGGAACGAAUAUUUGUGGUAGCACUCUACCUUUCGAUGAAUGUCAUGUAAAUUUAUUCCUAUGCCAGAUGAAGGGGUAGUUGAUGAAGACGAAGAAAAAUAAGAAGAGAUUAGGAAACUUUUCGCUUAAGAGAGACACGAGAUCGAGAUCGAACGGCUGCGUGAUUUGUACAGAUGUGUGUUAGUGUGCGAUUGAGAACGGGAUCCCGAGCGCAGUUUGGGAUACCGAUUUUACUGUUACGUUUAGGUAUACUUAUAUAAUAAAACCCAGUGUUGGUAAAAAACUUGUACAAAAAAUUUAUCCAUGGUAUUUCAGAAACUGCGAUCGAAUAUGGCUAAUAUUGUAUACUGCUGUUGGUAUAACCUAAUAUGGAAAAACAAACUGCAUUACACUAAAACCACACACGAGCAAACCGUAGCGAAACCUGUUCUGUAAAUAUACACGUAAUUCAAAGGCUAGCUAAUAUAUUCAACUAAACCCCGUAAAACUUCGUAAAACGCAAAAACGCAAACGAUCACUUUAUACAAUGAAUACCACUACUACAAUGAAAGCUUCAUUCUAAGAAAAAAAUUUAGGCGAUUGUUUAAUAGUGUAGACAGACAAUAUUUGUUGGAAGAUUGUUUUAUUAUUUAUUUUUUUACUUUGGUACAGUAAGACAUAGGGCGGGCAGCAUUCGGAGAUUUUAUCGACAGGAUCGGGUUGUGUGCGUCAGAGAGUCCAUAUAGUCCUUUUAGCAGAAGUGUAACGAGUGUUUGGCAAACACACAACCAUAGUAGUGUACUGUUUUCUAUCCAAACCUAUACUGUUUAUUACUGUUUUAUUUCUGUAAAUUUGUGUAAUAUAA